AUGAAGAGAAACUGUGUGUUAGCAGGGUGGUUCCAACAGCCAGGGAUGGUAGUGCUGGUGAGGCAAAGAAAUAUGUUUGCAUCACAAAAAGAUGGAUGGGAUUGGUGGAAGGUUGAACCCAAAUACUCUACUACAGUUCUCAUUGGAAACUGGCUGGAGAAGAGGACAGGAUUGGGAAAGAAAAAGGGGAAGAUCAGGAAGACACUGAGGAGAGCCACGAUGGAGGAAUUUGAGGGAAUGCCUUCCAAGCAUUUCUUCACCCAUCACAAGGAACAAAGAAGCCAAAAUUUAGUAUUGGAGUAUGACAAUAACUGCAAUAAACACAGUUAACCUGUGCUGCCUCCCCUUCAGAGCUGGAGCGGAUGCAAGUUGGCCUGGAUUCCUCAGAAAUCAGAUUUCCCCAUUCUCAAACCACCCACCAGCUCUGGGCUUCUCGAGCACCUGAUGAGAAACUGCACAAGAAAGAAGCUAGUCCAGAUCAGGGUCUGGACCAAUUCCUGUGAAAGCCCAACAAUUUCUGCUUUUGCCUCUUGUCAGCUGAGACAACCAGCUAAGAACUCCUGCUCUCCCUUCCAGCCAGGGACAUCUUCCCCAAAAUCUUACAGAAUCCUGGCCUGUAAAGGGGGUCAAUAUCUGUGAGGCUUUGGCCAACUGCUGAGAGACAGAACAACCAGGGACAACGCUGUGUAA
Molecule: messenger RNA, 690 nt
Organism: Myiozetetes cayanensis
Lineage: Eukaryota; Metazoa; Chordata; Aves; Passeriformes; Tyrannidae
Gene: CFAP107
Product: cilia and flagella associated protein 107
Source: RefSeq, a predicted model, not a curated record